This is a messenger RNA of Biomphalaria glabrata, 5043 nucleotides long. Its product is annotated as serine/threonine-protein kinase Chk1-like. The transcript has 14 exons. Gene Ontology annotation, molecular function: ATP binding; protein serine/threonine kinase activity; tau-protein kinase activity. Gene Ontology annotation, cellular component: cytoplasm. Gene Ontology annotation, biological process: microtubule cytoskeleton organization; intracellular signal transduction; protein phosphorylation. The record is from RefSeq and is a predicted model, not a curated record. The coding region runs from base 116 to 1852 and encodes 578 amino acids. NCBI's taxonomy places the organism in Eukaryota, Metazoa, Mollusca, Gastropoda, Planorbidae.
AGUGGAUGUCACUUAUCUAUGUAACACUUACUGAGUUGUUCUAAUAAAAUGGCGGGAUAAUAAAAGAAGACAUCAAAUAAUUGUUGAAGAAUUAGACAAAAAAAAACCUAAGACAAUGGAACAAUACAGAGAGCCAUUUGUGGAAGGUUGGGAGUUUGUUCAAACCCUUGGGGAAGGUGCUUAUGGAGAGGUAAAGCUUGCUGUUUGUCGGGCCUCAAUGGAAUGUGUUGCUGUGAAGAUCAUACACUUAACUGAUAGCACAGUUGAAGAGAAUGUAAAAAAAGAGAUUUGUAUACACAGAAUGGUAAACCAUAAAAAUGUGAUCAAGUUCUAUGGCUACAGAAAAGCCAACAACAUUCAGUAUUUGUUUCUGAAAUAUGCCUGCGGCGGUGAACUGUUUGACAGGAUAGAACCUGACAAAGGCAUGAAGCUAAGGGACGCGUUGAGAUACUUUCAUCAAUUAAUAGAGGGAGUUGAAUAUUUGCACAGCAUCGGGGUAUGUCAUCGUGACCUGAAGCCUGAGAAUUUAUUGCUGGAUGAAAACGAUGUGCUUCAGAUCACAGACUUUGGUAUGGCCACUGUGUUUAGGUACAAAGGUGUGGAGAGAGAGGUCAGCAGAAUGUGCGGUACAAAACCUUACACAGCCCCAGAGGUUCUCAAAGGAACACCCUACAGGGCAGAGCCAGCGGAUGUUUGGUCUUGUGCUAUUAUAUUGGUCACGCUGCUGGCAGGCGAGCUCCCAUGGGAUGUCCCUAUAAUGAGAGACAGAAUGUACAGGCAGUGGAGAGAGAGAUGCAUCACAAAGGAACCAUGGAAGAAAAUGGACACACUAGCACUUUCAUUAUUUCGGUCUGUGCUGGUUGAAGACCCCAAGAGACGCUACACGAUUGAACAGAUUAAAAAACAUCAGUUCUACAACAAAACUUUUGCUUUGCAAGAAGAGGAAGAAAACAGCUGCUCGUCAUCAGGUGUCAAGCGUAGAAAUUCACUUCUGGAUGAAAUGGGACAUUUGUCGUCACCUCAAGGAGUUUUCUCCCAGCCAGACAGGUCAAACAAUGAAAACUCCUUAUCUCCCCUGGCUGAGGUCAGACAUCCCAUUAGCUUUUCUCAGCCAGCUCAGUCUGACGACCUUUUGCUAAACUCACAGCUGCAGUGUACCCCUGCAACCUCUCAGACACCGUUCCAAAAACUGGUUCGUAGAAUGACAAGAUUCUUCGUACUGACCACAAGGCAAGAGACAGUCAAAGCCAUGACAGAGCUGUUAGAAUCUCAUGGCUAUGUCGUGAAGAAAAACUCUAGCAUUCUUCUCACCGUCAGUACCGUUGACAAAACCAAGGCUCGACUUAUCUUCAAAAUUUGUCUGAUUGAUAUGGCAGGAAACUUAUUGGUAGACUUUAGAUUAUCAAAGGGUGAUGGUCUAGAGUUCAAACGCCACUUUGUUAAAAUAAAGGAAAAAGUAAAGCAUAUUAUUCGCAAGACUCCACCCAGCUGGCCACAAGGCGGUGUCACUGACUCAGAGUCAGCGGCCGACAGACUCAGUAAAAGGCUUGAGGCUUCUAGCCCUGAAAGCCUUACAGCUUCAAAUAGUUCUGAGCUUCCGGGGUCAUCAGAAGGUCCUUCACGUUCCACGUCAAACUCUAAACCUAAGAAUGAACUUUCUGACUCCACCAAGCCCUCCUCGUCUAAGGCUACAGCCUCUAAAAAAGAUUCCAAACAGGAAAGACUUGAUUCCAAACAGGAGCGUCCUGCGAAAAGAUCCCGUCUAGAAAUAACUGAGGAGCGGGAAGAUAAAGGGUCUACAAACUCACCAGCAACACAUUUCCUAGAGUUGCAAAGAAGGACUACUAUGUAAACAUGUUGUUGUGUGUUUCGGAUUAUUUAUAUUUCUUAUUUUAUUGUUUCUGUAACUGGUAAGUAAGUUUUCUUUUAUUUUCAUGACAUAUAAACUCUAGAUUCAUCCUAUUUAUAAAUUAUUUAUUCUGUAAAAAAUUUACCUGACCUAUUAGGUUAAGUUGGUUAGCUUUAUUUUUUAGUCUUCUAUUUUCUCUUAUUUAUUUAAAAAUUAAUGUCAUGUAUAGUAUACAUUCUUUAUGACAGCUAAAAGCAAGCUUAGAGACCUUUAAAAUGAUUUUUUUUUUAAGCAUUUUAUUUUUUGAGGAAUAGCAAUUUUACUUUUUUUCUUAAUUUUGUCAAAAUGGAAAUGCAGGUUAAGGAGUGAGUAGGCCUACACUCUAGCUCUAGAGUGCUUUGAUCUACCAACAGUACCUUAUAUAAUAUGCUAUUUAGAAUUUACAUUAAAUUAGACAUUAAUUUCUGUAAAUUUAUGUUGCCUGUUUUUUUAUGUAUACUUCUUUCAAUUCAUAAUGUUAAAUGGAUUUAGCCAGAAAUUAAGUCUGAUUGUAUAUGAUGCAGACCACAACAGUUUUAAAGAAUUUUUUUCCAUACAAUUUAUGAUUUCAUCUAAAGAUACAACACUCAUUUUAAAUUUGGAUCUAGUUCUAAAGUUGUUUUUUUUUUAAGUAAUAGUUAAAAGAAAGUUUGCUUGAUGAUCACACUAUUGUUUUUUUCAUGUAUAUAUACAUACAUUUCUGUUACACGUUUCUUUUGUUAUAUAAUAUUAUAUUAAGUCUUUAGAAAGUAUAAUUAAUUUAAAAUUAUUUCUUACCUUGUCUGAUCAUUUUGCUUCUUUGUGUAACAAUUUAUUUAUUAUAAUCAUUUGUAAUUAAUAACGCUAAUUUAUUUUUGUUUGUAUGUAAAUACUUAAUGUUUACCAUAUCCGUCUGGAGCUAUUCCAAAAUGAAGUUGAUCUAAAUGCUUCUUCUUCUUCUUCCUCAUUCUCAUUAAAUUAUGUUGGAGCGUUCAGAUGACUAGACCAGUACAUGAGAUGAACUGCGCAGUGGUUUCCAAAUCAGGGAGCUCUCCUUAUAGUUUUCUUUCUAAAGGGGUAUUUUGGGGCCAGGGUUUUUUUUUUUGGGCCUCUUGGUAAAGAGUGCAGUUUUGAAGGACAUGGUCAGAAUUCUCUGGUGACACUCCACAUGGGCAGAUUCCACUGGUUCCAAUUCAAAAUACGCUGCUCUUUCUUGACAUUUAAAGUAGUUCAUGUUGAAACUCAAACCUUUUUUUGAUGUAUAAUAUUAAAAUACAUAAUAUAAGAGAACUUGACUUAAGUAAUUUAACAUAAAAUCAUUGUCUUCAAAUCCUAAGAUUAAGUGCAGCAUUUAAUGGAAUGGGUUGCCUGAUCAGCCGGGAAAACCAAUGACUUGGCAGAGUUUAAGUCAUUGAUUAACAUGAACUAGAUUGACACACAUGAAUUGCAUAGGAUUAAAUUUUAUCUUCUUUUUUGAAGCAAUGUCUGUAAUAUAUAAUAAGAUAAGAUUACACAUGUACACAAACCCACUUCUGACAGGUGUCUAAGAUUUCCUUUUGUUGUCUGCAUCUUUGGGUCUCAAAUAUGUGUCUUGUGGUCUUCUUGAGAGCACUCCAGCUGUCUCUUUCAGUAGGACAGUUUCUGCUUAUGUGAAGAAGAAAAAUAGAAUCCAGCUAAUGAUCAGUAGUCACCAGUACUGUGUGGACAUUUUAUUGUUGUCAACUAAAUGAAACAGAAUUUAGGAUGUAACAGCUUUUGUUUUUAAUAGUCAUAGUAAGAAAGUUUGUUGUUAAGAAAAGUGUGAAAUCAGUAUGUGUACUAUAGAUCUAUAUCAUAAUAGAAUAGAAGUUAGAUAUUUGGCUGGGGUAGGUUUGGCAUACAAGCUGGGUUGUUAUGUUCGUUGAUGAUCAUUGUGUUCAGACUUGGUUCAAAGUGACGAUCAUUUGAUUUACAUAACGACUAGAAAAUAUUGCGAAUGACGCUUUUUCAGAAAAAACAAACAUAUAUAUAUAUGAGUGUUUCUCCAGUAUAUAUAUUCAGUGCCAAUAAGUCUUGAAGUUCAAAAAUGCAUUUUCAGUGGACAAUUUAUUUUCUGCCAUAUUGGAAUAGCUCCAUGAAAACCUUUGAUGAAUCUAAUUUAUGAUAAUUCUAUCAGUAUUGACAAUUUAGUCAAUGGAAAUUAAUAUUAAAAAAAAAGACAAUUCUGUCCUCGUAAGAUGGAGGAAUCUUUGACAUGUUGUUGACAGAAGUCAGAAGUGAGGCAGCUGAAGUUGUACAGUAUCUUUUGAAUUAGUGUGUUUUCAAAAAUUACUUUUUUUUUUUUUGUACUGAUGUGAAUCUGUGUAUUAUAUAUUAUUAUAUAUAUUUAAUUUUUUAAAAUUUUAUUUGACUUGUAACCUACUGGGAUAAAAAGAGCUUAGUAAAUCAGUUUCACUACCAGCAACAUCAAAAUAGUAAAAAAAAUCAAAUGUGUUUUGGGUAGGGAUUCGAAAUUCCGAUUAUCUUGCAUUCGUAAAUUAUUUAAUAAAUAAUGUCUUAAAAUAUAAUGAUCUUCGUACAAAAUGGAAUUUAAGAUUAAAAAUGUAUAAUAUAUAUAAAGCUUCAAGUAUCAUUUUAAUCUGUCUCUAGAUGUGCCAUUAUCUGUUUAUUUAAACUUUUACUGUUAGAAGUUGAAUCAAGCUUUAAUAUCAUCAUAGAGAUAGCAUGUACAAAAACUCGUUUUUGUUAUUAUUUUACAUAAUUAGAAUUUCAUAAAUUUGUUGAAAACUUUGUUAGUCUGCAUAAAAUGGUCCAUUGUCUCAUUUUUUUUUUUUGGCAGUUGAAAAACUUAUAGUUUUCCGAAUAUCAUAUGUUUUAGAAUGUAACACUGCAGGAACAAUUUUAUGUUAAAUAGUUCAACGUUACCAUUAUAGAUGUAAACUCUUGGUUUUUGCUGUUAUUUAGAUAAAUGUAUUUUCUUUGCUUUAUUAACCAUGUCAAGGACAUUUAUUUCUGGGAUUUCAAACUGCAUGCUAGAGUAAAAGUUACAUCCAGUAUUUUUCUUUUUAAUUGCUAGUUCUGCAACUUUGUAUUUCUGCAAGUGUACCUGAAACUUUUGGUAGCAACAUCCACAACCAUGAACUAUCUAGAUUUUAAUUCAUUUAGAUUUACAUUUUUGGAUUACAUAUAUUCAAAUA